This is a messenger RNA of Nylanderia fulva, 3472 nucleotides long. It is a transcript of the gene Cul3, whose product is annotated as cullin 3. Gene Ontology annotation, molecular function: ubiquitin protein ligase binding. Gene Ontology annotation, cellular component: cullin-RING ubiquitin ligase complex. The record is from RefSeq and is a predicted model, not a curated record. Lineage: Eukaryota; Metazoa; Arthropoda; Insecta; Hymenoptera; Formicidae. Gene Ontology annotation, biological process: ubiquitin-dependent protein catabolic process.
AUGCUCUCUCGAGGCUGAUCGGGCUUCUCUCUGAUAGUAAAUACUCCCUGUUGUUAACGACGGUGGCGGUGUUGUUGGCUCAACGAGAACUCAUAUUAGCGUGGCGGUGCUGUUGUACCGGACCUCACUCAAUUAUGUCACGGGGGUGACUUCCACAUUCGUAUAUCCGCGGCUGCUUCACCAAAGAUCGAGCAAUCAUCACCACCAUCAUCAUCAAUCAUCAUCAUCACAUCACCGUUCCAGAAGAGCUCGCGAGAAUCUCGCGGACGAAUAAAAAAAAAAGGAGCUCGGAUCCCCCAGGUUGUUGACAGUUCCGAUAUUUCCCUCUUGGCCGCGAUUCUUCGACUGUACCGUGUCUCGUCUAUCCGUCUCUCUCUCUCCCUCUCUUCUUCCUUCUCUCUCUCUCCCUCUCUUUCGUCUCUCCUUGCUCCCUCUCUCGCGCUCGCUCCCGUUCCGUCAUCGUUGUCGCUUUUCGCCUCGAUCGUGAAAAGCGCGUACCUUUUCAGCGCAUUUAACGUUUCGCUCGGCUAGGCCGGAGGAAAGUUAAGUGUUCCGGGGGAGAAAGAGAGAGUGGGACGUGAAAAGUCGUUAAAUGUGCUCGCCCGUCAUCGGCUCGCGAGUAUGUUUCAGCAGUGAUCGCAGUCUCCUCGCGCGACAACGGUGGCUCGCGAUCAUCGGCUGUUCCCGAUAUACCUACAUGUGUGCUCGCUGCUUUUAAUCGGAAAAAAAGGAAGCGGCGGGUAUCAAUGUGUACGCGGCGCCACGCGCUUAUCGUAGCAGCAUCGACGGGACGACGGCAUUAAUUCCCUGGGUUCGGGAGAGGAGAAAGACCCUCGAAGACGCGUUGAGACCAAAAAUUCGACAUGAUGAAGAGCAGUGCCCUGAUGAAGAAGGAGAGCAAAAUGCGCAUACGUGCUUUUCCGACCACUAUGGAUGAAAAGUACGUAGAAAGCAUUUGGGCUUUGCUGAAAAGUGCUAUACAAGAGAUACAGAAGAAGAAUAAUUCUGGCCUCAGUUUUGAAGAACUUUAUCGCAAUGCUUACACAAUGGUUCUUCACAAAUAUGGUGAGCGUUUAUAUACAGGACUGAAAGAAGUUGUAACACAUCAUCUUGAAAACAAAGUACGAGAAGAUGUUCUUCGAUCUCUACAUAAUAAUUUCCUGCAAACUUUAAAUCUUGCAUGGAAUGAUCAUCAAACAUCAAUGGUGAUGAUUAGGGACAUAUUAAUGUAUAUGGACAGAGUGUACGUUCAACAGAAUGAUGUAGACAAUGUGUAUAAUCUUGGAUUAAUUAUUUUUCGAGAUCAGGUUGUUAGAUAUGGAUGUGUCAGAGAUCAUUUACGUGAGACAUUAUUAGGUAUGGUUGCAAGGGAAAGAAGAGGAGAAGUUGUAGACCGUAGCGCUAUAAAGAAUGCCUGCCAAAUGUUAAUGUUACUUGGAAUUAACAGUCGUCAAGUUUAUGAAGAAGAUUUUGAAAGGCCUUUUUUACAGCAAAGUGCUGAGUUUUAUAGAAUGGAAUCUCAAAAAUUUUUGGCAGAAAAUAGCGCAUCAGUAUAUAUAAAAAAAGUUGAAGCUAGAAUUUGUGAAGAAUCUGAAAGAGCAAAACACUAUUUAGAUGAAUCCACUGAACCGCGGAUAGUAGAAGUUGUAGAAGAAGAAUUAAUCAAAAUUCACAUGAAAACCAUCGUUGAGAUGGAAAAUAGUGGUGUAGUGCACAUGCUCAAAAAUCAGAAAACAGAAGAUCUUGGUUGUAUGUAUAAACUAUUUUCAAGAGUGUCGGAUGGGUUACGCACCGUGUGCGAUUGUGUAUCUCAAUUCCUUAGAGAACAAGGUCGAGCUUUGGUGCAAGAAGAGCAUGAAUCAACCACAAACGCUGUUCUUUACGUCCAAAACUUGUUAGAUUUAAAGGACCGCUUUGAUCAUUUUCUACAUUAUUCUUUUAAUAACGACAAAAAUUACAAACAAAUGAUAGCAUCGGACUUUGAAUACUUCCUUAAUUUAAAUGCUAAAAGUCCAGAAUAUCUCUCACUCUUUAUUGAUGACAAACUGAAGAAAGGUGUUAAAGGGAUGACAGAGCAGGAGAUUGAAGGAAUCUUAGACAAAACUAUGGUCUUAUUCCGUUUCUUACAAGAAAAAGACGUUUUUGAACGGUACUAUAAGCAACAUUUAGCCAAGCGAUUAUUGUUGAAUAAAUCUGUCUCAGAUGACAGUGAAAAGAACAUGAUAUCCAAACUUAAGACUGAAUGUGGAUGUCAGUUUACAUCAAAAUUAGAAGGCAUGUUUAAAGAUAUAACAGUCAGUAAUACAAUUAUGGAUGAGUUCAAGGAUCAUGUUCUUACAUCUGGAACAAAUUUACAUGGUGUGGAUAUAAGCGUUCGGGUGCUCACAACCGGUUUCUGGCCGACACAAUCUGCCACCCCAAAGUGUAGUAUGCCGACUGCACCGCGCGAUGCCUUCGAUGCCUUCCGGCGUUUCUAUCUGGCUAAACAUAGUGGUCGACAAUUAACGUUACAGCCUCAAUUAGGAUCUGCUGAUCUGAAUGCUAUAUUCCAUGGACCACGAAGAGAAGAAAGUAGUUGUGGAGGCCUAGAUACUCCAUCGUCUUCGAGUUCCAUUGGAAAUAGUAGUAAUGCAAGUGGCAGCUUAGUGAGCCAGCGAAGCAGUGCAUGUAGUACACCACGAAAACAUAUAAUACAAGUUUCCACUUACCAAAUGUGUGUGUUAAUGCUCUUCAAUAAAAGAGAAAGAUUAACAUAUGAGGAAAUUCAAGGUGAAACCGAUAUUCCAGAGAGGGACUUAGUCAGAGCAUUACAAUCUCUUGCUAUGGGUAAAGCUUCGCAAAGAAUUUUACUUAAACAUCCUCGUACUAAAGAAAUCGAACCUUCGCACUGUUUCUGCAUAAAUGAUAGUUUUACCAGCAAAUUACACAGAGUGAAGAUCCAGACUGUAGCAGCGAAAGGAGAAUCUGAACCUGAAAGAAAAGAAACGCGCAAUAAAGUCGAUGAAGAUCGAAAACAUGAAAUUGAAGCUGCCAUCGUGCGGAUUAUGAAAGCUCGAAAGCGUAUGCCUCACAAUAUACUUGUAGCAGAAGUAACAGAGCAGUUGAAAGGUCGAUUUUUGCCUUCACCUGUAAUAAUUAAGAAACGUAUAGAAGGUUUAAUCGAACGAGAAUACUUGGCUCGUACACCGGAAGAUCGAAAAGUAUAUACGUAUGUUGCUUAAUGCUGAAUUCAAUAUUGGAUGUGUACAAACAUUAUGCCAAAAAAGUGGGAUCUACGAUCUAUAUGAUGCAGAUUUUGUUAAUGGGAUAAAAUGUGCGUAUGAGAGCUUAAAUAAAGAUGAAGAUCUUAAUAAAAUGCUGAGAGAUUCAAACAUAUGUUACACAAGGCUCACAUUGUAGUGAAAAAAGGCGAAAUAAUCGGCGUAUUUUUAUUUUUAUUUGUAUUCUUCUUAUUUAUUAAUAGAAUUUUAAU